This is a messenger RNA of Tupaia belangeri chinensis (Chinese tree shrew), 2888 nucleotides long. RefSeq names its product ankyrin repeat and EF-hand domain containing 1 (gene ANKEF1). The transcript has 12 exons. Bases 468 to 2798 code for a protein of 776 amino acids. Gene Ontology annotation, molecular function: protein binding. Lineage: Eukaryota; Metazoa; Chordata; Mammalia; Scandentia; Tupaiidae. The record is from RefSeq and is a predicted model, not a curated record.
CUCGCCCUGCGUGGACUCAGGGCCCGUGGACCCAGGGCCCAUGGACACACACACCAUUCCCUGCUCCUCUGCAUGCUGCCUCGCCUGCUCUGCUGGAAGAGACACUAUUUACGUACGCCUGGGCGCCCAAGCUGGGCUUCAGGAGCCCAAGGUCCCGGCUGGGACCAGCGCCAGGUGGCGGUCUAGGAGAACUGUGCAGCCCUCCGCAUCCCCGCAGGCCCAGGUGCCGCGGUGCGCAGGGACCCGCAACUCCUGAUCUACCGGACGACUAGUGCUAAAGAGCUGCAUUAUCUGGUCUCCUAGUCUACCACCCAGCAUAAAAAGAUUAGAAGAGAAGAGAGAGGCUACAGUAAAGAGGCUGUGGAUGUCACAAGCUAUGUGAUGGCUGAUGUUUGAGCAGCAAAGAGUGUUAUUGCUGUAGUUUUUGUUUAGGUCCAGAAAGCAGUUUUUCAAGGAGCUAGUCAAGCAUGGCAUUAACAGAUAAGAGACUUGAGAACUUGCAGAUCUACAAAGUUCUUCAGUGUGUUCGAAACAAAGACAAGAAGCAGAUCGAAAAGCUGACCAGACUUGGAUACCCUGAACUGAUCAACUUCACAGAGCCCAUCAAUGGGCAUAGUGCUCUGCACUUAGCCUCGGUUUCCAAUGAUGUUGACAUGGUCAGCUUUCUCCUUGACCUUGGUGCUCAUCCUGAUGUGCAAGACCGGAUGGGCUGCACCCCAACCAUGAGGGCUGCAGAACUGGGUCAUGAACUGUCAAUGGAAAUAUUAGCCAAGGCAAAGGCUGACAUGACUAUAAUCGAUAAUGAAGGAAAAGGUGUUUUGUUUUACUGCAUCCUCCCUACUAAGCGGCAUUAUCGCUGUGCUCUGAUUGCCCUUGAACAUGGUGCAGAUGUCAACAAUUCUACCUAUGAAGGAAAACCAAUAUUCCUCAGAGCCUGUGAAGAUGCACAUGAUGUUAAAGACGUGUGCCUGACCUUUUUGGAGAAAGGAGCCAAUCCAAAUGCUAUCAACACAUCCACAGGACGCACAGCUUUAAUGGAAGCAUCAAGAGAAGGGGUGUUGGAAGUAGUUCGAGGGAUAUUGGAACGAGGAGGUGACGUGAAUGCAUUUGACAAUGACAGACAUCACGCUGCUCAUUUUGCUGCCAAAGGAGGCUUUUUUGAUAUAUUGAAGCUGCUUUUUAGCUACAACGGAGACAUGGGACUGAUUGCCAUGAAUGGGAACACACCACUUCAUUACGCGGCCAUGGGCGGUUUUGCAGAUUGCUGUAAAUAUCUAGCUCAGCGAGGAUGUGACCUUAAAUGGAAGAAUUUAGAUCAUAAAACACCCAGGACUGUGGCAAAGGAAGGUGGCUUCAAAGCAGCAAGCAAGGAAAUACGUCGGGCAGAGCGAAUUGCUAAUAAACUGUCCAGACCAGGAGCGAAAAAUCCUAAUCCAAUAUGGGCCCUUCGCCUACAUGACUGGUCAGUAGAACAUGAGUCUUUCCUUCGAGAAGCCUUUUCGUUUGUGGACAAGGGUGAUGGGACUGUGUCUAGAGAGGACUUUGUGCUGACACUGGAAGAGAGGCAAGACUACGCAAACUCAGAACAACUGGCUUCCAUAGCUACAAUGCAUGAAAAAGUCCGAGGAGGAGGGGUCAACAUCAAUGAGUUCUUCAAAGGAAUCAGAUACUUACACAAAUCAUUUGUCUUGGGAUCUUUUGGGCCUAAGAAAAGGAAAAAAGGGAUAGGCAGAAAGGGGAAAAAAGGCAAAUUUGUUUUACCCUUUCCCAUCUGUGUCAUUCCUGAGACUGCAUUUCCACGCCGCCUGGAUGGUGGGCCACCGUAUUACAUGAUUGAAACCUAUGAGAAUGUAACAGAUAGCAGUCGGUUUAAUAGAGAUCGUCCACCAAAACAUCCCAUUCAGGAUGACUCUGCUUGGUACAUUGAUGAUCCAGGGAAAGUAUUUUCAAAUAUUAAUUUUAUCACCAAGGCAGGAGACCUGGCUUCUCUGAAAAAGGCUUUUGAAUCAGGAAUACCUGUGGAUAUGAAGGAUAAUUAUUACAAAACACCACUUAUGACAGCCUGUGCUUGUGGAAACAUAGACGUAGUCAAGUUUCUUCUUGAGAAAGGGGCUAAUGUUAAUGCAACAGAUAAUUUUCUAUGGACUCCACUCCAUUUUGCAUGUCACGCAGGUCAACAAGACAUUGUUGAGCUGCUAGUCAAAUCUGGAGCUUUAAUAGAUGCACUUUCUAUCAAUAACUCAACUCCUUUAAGUAGAGCCAUUGAAAGCUGUAGACUGGAUACUGUAAAAUACCUACUUGAUAUUGGUGCUAAAUUCCAGCUGGAAAAUAGAAAAGGGCAUAGUGCCAUGGAUGUUGCAAAAGCUUAUGCUGACUAUAGAAUAAUUGAUUUGAUUAAAGAAAAGCUAGAUAACAUGCCAAAACCAGCAGAAAAUCAAAAACUGAAGGGCAAGCCACCUCUUAAACAGAAGACGGAAGGCACUGAAAUUAAGAAAGAAGAGGAACCAUUUUCAUCCAUUUAUGCUGUACCAAUGGUAUCAGAGGAAAAGGCACAACAUAAAGAUAAUGUGGUUUAUCUCAAUUCAUUGAUCGCCAGUGGUUAUACCAAAAGAGUGGAUAUCACAUUUAUUCCACGACGGAUUUGGAGUCCUGAAGCCACAACAGCAGAGCUGAUCAAGAAGAGGGAAUUACGGCGAGAGAGGUUUACUUAUGAAGUGGACUUCGAGGAUUUCAUGAUGCCUUUUCAGAAGAACAUUACAGAGAAAGCUCGAACAUUGGAAGCUGCCUUGAAGAUCUAAAUCACAACACUGGCUUAUUGGGGUAAUUAUAUGCUCUGAGGCUCAGGGACCAAUUUUUGGAGAAAGUAAAUAUUUCCAUCAAAGCAAUUC